This is a messenger RNA of Lucilia cuprina (Australian sheep blowfly), 319 nucleotides long. RefSeq lists its product as uncharacterized. NCBI's taxonomy places the organism in Eukaryota, Metazoa, Arthropoda, Insecta, Diptera, Calliphoridae. The record is from RefSeq and is a predicted model, not a curated record. The transcript has a single exon. The coding region runs from base 1 to 225 and encodes 74 amino acids.
AUGAAUCCACAAAUUGAAAAAUCAAAUAGCGAAUACUAUGAGGAGUUUUGUAAAGACAUGCCUCCGGUGGAUGAGGCUGCCAAGGAAGCUGUUAUAAAUCGUUAUCCUUUGUAUUGUACCACUGCCAUUACACUCUGGAAUCAUACGGGCGAUAUAACGAAAGAUUUCAAAAAGCGUUAUUCUAUAACACGUCCCGUUGAAGAUCAAACUGAACAGUUUGGUUGAAAAUUAAAUUUUUGAGAUUUGAUUAUAUGUAUUUGGAACCAAAUAAAUUAUAAUGAUUUCAUUUUAAAAUUUAUUUUUGCAAUUUUUAGAAUCC